Setaria italica (foxtail millet) is the source of this 2424-nucleotide messenger RNA. Its product is annotated as LRR receptor kinase SERL2. Gene Ontology annotation, biological process: protein phosphorylation. The coding region runs from base 550 to 2424 and encodes 624 amino acids. NCBI's taxonomy places the organism in Eukaryota, Viridiplantae, Streptophyta, Magnoliopsida, Poales, Poaceae. The record is from RefSeq and is a predicted model, not a curated record. The transcript has 12 exons. Gene Ontology annotation, molecular function: ATP binding; protein kinase activity; protein binding.
CACACUUCCCCAGCUAAUUGUCGUCCAACUGCCCAUGCUUUGGAGAAUUCUUUUGUUGCAAGAAUCCCCAAUCAGUUCAAAGGCGCUGUUGUGACCUGUCACAGUCUCACUCCACUGCAACACACCCACACUCCAAUAAAGCAGAUGUCUUUCUUGAGUGGGAUCAAUAAUAAUCUGUCAACUUUGGACUAGAUUAGCCUAGCCACCUUAAGUUAACAAACACACCGUCACUGUUUUUCAUAACCUGGUUCCAUUCUUCACAGGCCCCAAGAACACAAAGGGGAGGGUGAGGAGGAGGAAUUUUCUUGCCUCCUUUGCUGCAAUUUUCUAUCCCAAGCAGGCUCAGGUGGCAGGCAUGUCCUCAGAGGCUCAGAGCAGAGGCAUCCGGCAUCCCUUCCACUGCCACUGGCAAUUUGGUUCUGUGGGAAGCCAGGCUGCCUCAUGCUUCUUCCUCGCCUUGGCCUCACCCUUGCUCGCUUACAUGUUUGAACACGGAAGAAGCUCCUGAACCUGUUGCCGAGGAGGCCCUGGGCUUGCGCUGCCUUGGCAAUGGGGAUGGUUCUUGUUGCUUCCUCCCUGGUGCUGCUCUUGUUCGUCUCCGCUUGCGGGCCGGCAAGUGGCCUCCUCUCCCCCAAGGGCGUAAACUAUGAAGUUCAAGCUCUCAUGAUGAUCAAGAACUACCUCAAGGAUCCUCAUGGCGUGCUGAAGAACUGGGACCAAGACUCUGUGGAUCCUUGCAGCUGGACCAUGGUCACUUGCUCUCCGGAGAACCUUGUCACGGGCCUGGAAGCACCAAGCCAGAAUCUUUCUGGCAUUCUCUCCCCAAGCAUAGGGAAUUUGACCAACCUUGAGACAGUUCUUCUGCAGAACAACAACAUAAACGGGUUAAUCCCGGCAGAGAUUGGCAAGCUAACAAAACUCAAGACGCUUGAUCUCUCCAGCAACCACUUCUCUGGUGAAAUCCCAAGCUCAGUGGGCCACCUUGAAAGCCUUCAGUAUCUGAGGCUUAACAACAACACACUAUCCGGUGCCUUCCCGUCAUCGGCAGCUAAUUUAUCACACCUUAUUUUCUUGGAUCUGUCCUACAAUAAUCUAAGCGGUCCAAUCCCAGGGUCCCUGACAAGGACAUACAACAUUGUAGGGAAUCCACUGAUUUGUGCAGCAACUACGGAACAAGAUUGUUACGGAUCUUUACCGAUGCCAAUGUCUUACAGCCUGAAUAAUACACAGGGUACUGUGAUGCCUGCGAAAGCUAAGAGCCACAAAGUUGCAAUUGCAUUUGGUACUGCAACUGGCUGCAUCAGCCUCCUCUUCCUUGCCGUUGGAUUGCUGUUCUGGUGGAGGCAUAGGCGAAACCGGCAGACUCUUUUCAACGUUGAUGAUCAACACAUAGAGAACGUCAACCUUGGAAACAUGAAGCGGUUUCAAUUCAGAGAGCUGCAGGCUGCAACAGAAAGCUUCAGCAGCAAGAACAUAUUAGGAAAAGGUGGUUUUGGAAUCGUUUACCGAGGGCAACUCCCAGAUGGAACUCUUGUAGCCGUCAAGAGGCUCAAAGAUGGUAAUGCUGCAGGCGGGGAAGCUCAGUUUCAGACCGAAGUUGAGAUGAUCAGCUUGGCUGUGCACAGGAACCUCCUCAGACUCUAUGGAUUCUGCAUGACUACCAGUGAGAGACUACUGGUCUAUCCAUACAUGUCGAAUGGGAGUGUCGCUUUGCGCCUGAAAGGGAAGCCACCACUGGACUGGACCACCAGAAAGAGGAUCGCACUUGGUGCAGCAAGAGGCCUACUGUACCUGCACGAGCAGUGUGAUCCCAAGAUCAUCCACAGAGACGUUAAGGCAGCAAACAUACUGCUAGAUGACUGCUGCGAAGCCAUUGUCGGGGACUUUGGGCUUGCAAAGCUCCUAGACCACCGUGAAUCACAUGUUACCACAGCUGUGCGGGGAACUGUCGGCCACAUAGCCCCUGAGUAUCUCUCUACUGGCCAGUCAUCUGAGAAAACCGACGUCUUUGGUUUUGGAAUCCUGCUGCUGGAGCUGAUCACGGGUCAGACUGCAUUGGAGUUUGGAAAGUCAUCAAAUCAGAAGGGAGCCAUGUUAGACUGGGUGAAGAAAAUGCACCAAGAGAAACAGCUGGACAUACUUGUCGACAAGGGCUUGGGGAGCAAAUAUGACCGCAUUGAGUUGGAGGAGAUGGUGCAAGUGGCGCUGCUAUGCACCCAGUUCCUCCCUGGCCACAGGCCCAAGAUGUCAGAGGUGGUCAGGAUGCUCGAGGGCGAUGGCCUCGCAGAGCGGUGGGAGGCGUCACAGCACACCGACUCGCACAAAUUCAAGGUGCCCGAGUUCACCUUCAGCCGCUGCUACUCUGACCUGACGGACGACUCGUCGCUGCUGGUGCAGGCAGUGGAGCUCUCUGGGCCAAGAUGA